GGAGGUAAUAGUAACAAAUAUUUGUUUGGGUAUAUAAACUAAAUGACUCAUAGGGGGGGAGGGGGUAGCUAGAUCUGGUAUUAUAUAAUCUAGUUAUCAAGAUGUCCUCCUGGUUAGUGAUCUUGCUGGUGCUGGCCUUGCUCUACUUGCUGUACAAGCUGGUGGUGUUUGUCAGGGCUGAUGCUGAUCUCACACUCCUUAGCAGAACACUAGACACCCGUUACUUUGACAACAAGGUGGUGUGGGUCACUGGAGCCUCUUCUGGAAUUGGAGAGGAGCUGUGCUACCAGUUGUCUAGACUGGGUGCUAGAUUAAUUCUCAGUGCAAGGUCAGAGGACAAACUGAAGGUGGUCAGGAAGGGACUCGCAAAACCCAACCAGGCAAAGAUCCUGCCAGUUGACCUGAGUGACCCCUCUGCCACUAGGGAGGCUACUGAGAAGGAAAAGGCUCUGUUUGGAGGAAUAGACAUUCUCAUCAAUAAUGCAGGUGUUUCUACCCGAUCAAGUUUCAUUGAUAUGCAAGAGCCUACACACAGACGUCUCAUGGAGCUUGACCUCUUUGCACCCUGGAUACUGACCCAUGGUGUACUAUCAGGUAUGUUGUCCUCUGGGUUUGGUCAUAUUGUCGUUACUAACUCUGUUCUGGGCAAGUUUGGUUCUAGUGGGAAGAGUUCUCUAGCCACCGCCAAAUUUGGAGUGGUUGGAAUGAUGGACUCUAUCAGAUAUGAAAUGAGUGGACGCAAUGUCCAUGUGACGGUGGUGUGCCCUGGGCUAGUGAGGACGGGCAUCUCUCGGAAUGCACUCUUGUCCGACGGUUCUCUCAACAACAAAACGGACCAGCAUAUUGAAGCGGGGAUGAAACCUCAAAGGUGUUCUGAGCUUAUUUUGACAGCUGUGUCCAAUCAACUUGCAGAGGUGUGGAUCUCCAAGCAUCCCUACCUCUUCAUCACCUACCUGGCUCAGUAUGCUCCCUCACUCUGCAAGUACCUACUGCAACAACGAGCAAACCAACAUAUAUCCAAAGAACCUAAUUGAGUAGUAUUAUACCGUAGUGAGUUUUAAUUUGACUUACAUGCAGUUAUAAAGUUGUGUUCCGUAUCAUAACAUCAAAUUAAGUUUCUCGGCCACGUUUUGCAAGUGAUGUCAUUAUUUUGUCUAGAUGGGGUGUAACAAAAUUCACGACUUAAUUGUUUAUUUAUAUCCUGUAUUGUUUCAGAGUGUCAAUCAGUACAAUUAUGCCUAUAGCUAUAGCUGUAGCACUAUGUAUCAUAAAGGUACAGUUUGAAGUUGUAGCUCUAUUUCAGUUUUAGUUUGCAACAAGUCACUUCGUCGUAUCUUGAACAAUGCUAUUAGAUCUACAUAUAACAGUUGAUAUCAACUGGCUAGAUUUAAGCCUUUUGUAUCUUCUGGUGUCCUUGGUUUUGGUGAGCAUUUUGCUAUAUUAUGCAUACUUCAAGAAAAGACUUGUUUAUGAAGACUAUGGUAGAUCUACAGAAAAAGAAAUUUCUGAAGCUGAGUCAGAUUUCUACGAAUUCAGGCUGUGCAGACCUAAACCGGAAGAUGGUUGCGAGUCCCUACAAUAUCAAGUUGUUCGAGAAUUUAGUCAAAAACUAGUAAUUAUAGUCGAGAAUGCUGGUGUCAACGAAUUGUUAGAUGAGCUGUUUCAACGUGGUGUCAUAGGUUUGGAAACAAAAAAGCGAAUUGAAAACCUUCAGAGUACAACAGAACGCAGUAGGAAUUUGAUUUCCUUAUUGCAAAAUAGUGUCAGAUACUGUCCAGACCAAACUCUAAAAAUUCUGCUUGAUAUUAUGAAGUCAAACGCUGUGUACAAUGAUGUAAGGCUUGAGAUUGAGAAAAGAUUUUUUAACUUAAGUUUCAAUAGCAAACUCAGAGCCGACGUUGUCAUUAGAUAUAUCUGUUACACUGGAAAAUUAACAGGGAAGAGGUUUAACAAUAUUUGUCUUCAUUUUCAAAAAGCACUCCUGGAAAACGAUUGUAGGAAAUUAAAAUCUCUAUUAAGAGAAAAAUUUCCAUUUACUGUUGAAGAGAGACUGUACUUUGAAUGCUACCACUGUUUAGGCCUAACCCACAAGCAUGAUGAAGCGAGUAUUCAAGAUGCAAUACACAUAUUGGAAAACAUCGUACAUCAAACAAAAACCUCACCAACUGACAACAAGGACAUUAUUAGAGGCAGGGCGUACAGAAUAAUGGCGGGUGCAUAUCAAAAGCUGGAUAAAAUCGAGGAAGCAUCUGAUUGCAUUAACAAAGCGAUAGCCAUACAUUCCUAUCUUGAGCAUGGCUGCGAGAAAGCAUGCACCUUUUUAGAAUUUACUAAAAUACAACAAAGUGAUCCAAAUAUGAGGAAAACGAGAGAAAAAAUGGCAGAUGAAUUUAUGAUGGUCAAAGAGUUCACAUUGAAAUGCAAAAACGAAGCAAGAAGACUCAAGAUGAUUAAAAUGGUCGAAAUACAAAUCGCACUGUUUUUCCUCAAUCCUACGAAAAAGGAUUCAUUUUUCUCGAUGACCAAAUGGAUGAGUUUUUCCCCUUCAACUGAUGAACUUGACAAAGCUCAAAAAUGUCUUGCAACAUUACAAUUAUCUAACCUCGGCCAACAGAACAUUUAUCAAGUGAGAUGGAACACAGCAAUGUCAGACUUGCAUAGACAUCGAAAGAAUUAUCAGCUGGCGCAUCAGUAUAUAGUGGAAGCACACAACGUAACUAUGAGUGCUGAUAUUCUGAGAGAAGAUUGCUUGAAGAUUGACAAGAAGCUGGCUUGGUUGAGCAAAAGAAACACAUCUAUACAUGUACCUGACAUUGAAACGGACUAAAAUGUUUGAUCGGUUGAAUUUGACAAGAAUGAGUGUACUUAUAAUGUACGUCUCAAUGUUAUAAUUACGUCGUCUCUA
This is a messenger RNA of Halichondria panicea, 2905 nucleotides long. RefSeq names its product dehydrogenase/reductase SDR family member 7-like. Lineage: Eukaryota; Metazoa; Porifera; Demospongiae; Suberitida; Halichondriidae. The transcript has 9 exons. The coding region runs from base 102 to 1034 and encodes 310 amino acids. The record is from RefSeq and is a predicted model, not a curated record.